AGUCCAUGGAUUACAGUUGCCGACGUCGUGCAAUCAGUAAACGUCUAGAUUUCAUCUCUUCUUUCAGAAAUCAUGACAUUGGUCGAUGAUUUCCCGAGCUCAAGCCGGAACAGAUAAAUCUUACAAUGCUGAAACCAAUAUGUUUCACGUCCUUCCGUCCGAGUAAUUUUAAUUGGACUCGGCGCCGACAUCUCAUGCCGGGGCUGGAUUGCUGCAGAAUGCUGCAAAGGGCUUUUGUAUCAAAGCCUCGUGACGCGAGCAGACAAAUUCUCGUCGGCAGUCGACUCCGGGUAUCGUGUUCGACCUCAACCGAGCAUCCAGAUAAAGCCCGGGGAGGUUUACCUCGGUUUCAUGUAGACGAGAUUCCCAAGUGCGAGGGGGUGGUCGCAAAAUUGGACGACGAUGAAUUUUGGCACAUGACGAAAGUUUUGAGAUUGAAGGUGAACGACAGAGUGGAGCUGUUUGAUGGGAAAGGAGGAAUCGUAGUCGGGCGUUUGGUGAAUGUAAACCGUCAUAAUGCCGAAGUUGCGGCAAUCGAGGAACCUCAAAUCAUGGCCCCCGCAGGACCAAACUGGCAUGUUGCUGCUGCUUUUUCCACUCUGAAAGGAGGGCGGGGCGAAUGGCUCGUGGAGAAAUGUACGGAGCUCGGAGCUAGGACUCUCACUCCUUUGUUGACCGCGAGGUCGUCUGUCAAGUCGUCGGGGCGCUCGGACAGGUGGGAGAGGAUUGCCAUGGCUGCGACCAAACAGUCUCAAAGACUUCAUUCGAUGGAGAUCAAACGUCCGGCUUCCUUACAAGAGCUUUUGCCUCAAGUUGCCCACGUAGAUGUAGCUCUCGUUGCGGCCGCAUAUGCUCCUCCUCUUUAUAAAUCGCUCGCACUGCUACCCAGUACGCCCAUGAAUGGAAUUCUUUUUAUCGGGCCCGAAGGAGAUUUCACUCCCGAGGAGGUCGAGCUUUUGAUCCAGGUCGGCACUGUACCUGUUGGUUUAGGACCACGACGGUUGAGAGUAGAAACCGCAGCUGUGGCUCUGCUCGCCGGGGUUAUGCUAAUGGGUGACGUAGUUAAUCCCAUCUCGAGACAUUCAGGAACUAUUUCCUUGGCUCACGCUGAGUGAGAUGGCUCAGUGUUGUGGAAUUCUUUCCAGUCCUUGUUGACGAGGAUUCGAUGUGCUGGAAUCUAGACCGGAGAGUUGGUCACUGUCGUGAGCUACUUCAUUACAGUCUCCAGGUAGGAGUUUCAGCACCGGGUACAUGUAUUCACAUACUGUGAAUUCUUGACGUCAAAGGUGAAGGUGCGACAAGUCUUUUGCUAUAGAUUGUUUAGAAAUCCUUCAGUACUCAGGUCAAUCAGUCUGGAAUGUGAAUCCGGGCACCCGAAGCUGAAGGUACAACCUGAAGACUAUAGUAUGGCGAUUGCGUUCCGUAUCCAGCUACUGUUCAUUCUCCAUUUUUUCAGCUUCCGAAUGCCACAGGAGAUUCCUGAUUGCCAACGUACUUAAAGGUAGGUUCAGUUCAGUCGAUUGGAAGAUUCCGAAGAAAGAUUGUGGCAGUCAGUUUACAUUGUCUUCGAGAAGCAAAUGUUUCUGAAGGGAUACAUAGCCGUCGAUGACUUUUGCUUGUUGUACAGCUCGCAGGAAACAAUUGUAGUGGCCCUAACAUGUUCAUUUUUGGUCUGUGUUCCUGUCUGUAAUUGUAGCAUCAUUGAAAGUAAAGCCCACUACCCAGUUUCAAAACCCUUGAAACUGAAAGGUAAUCAAUUAUUCUCU
Messenger RNA from Marchantia polymorpha subsp. ruderalis, 1766 nucleotides. NCBI's taxonomy places the organism in Eukaryota, Viridiplantae, Streptophyta, Marchantiopsida, Marchantiales, Marchantiaceae. The record is from the annotation of a GenBank genome assembly.